AUGCCCGAGCAAAGAGGAAGGAUGUUUUUUAAAGGAAUGUACACCGAUGGCUACACGUGUAGAAUGCUGUUCUGUAGAAAGGCGCUUCCGGCGUUGGCAGCAGAUGACGCUUCUCUAGAGCUAAGUGAUUUUACAACCGACGAAGUAGAUAAACAUUUUCGUUCAUGUACUGUGGGCCCAGGAAGAAAGGAUGCCUUUGUCUCUUACCACGAAGGCACCGAUGUACACCGCCUGCCCUCUGCUGCGUACUACGGUAUGGAUGGAACUGUAAACGCCAGAAAUUACAACAAGGUCGUAAAAAAAGCUUAG
Rhizopus microsporus ATCC 52813 is the source of this 309-nucleotide messenger RNA. RefSeq lists its product as uncharacterized. The transcript has a single exon. NCBI's taxonomy places the organism in Eukaryota, Fungi, Mucoromycota, Mucoromycetes, Mucorales, Rhizopodaceae. The record is from RefSeq and is a predicted model, not a curated record. Bases 1 to 309 code for a protein of 102 amino acids.